AUGAGUACAUCUAGAGAUCAUGUUGAGAUUUUGGAUAGUUCUAAUUCUAGCGCAGAUAAAGUUGAGAUAAAUCAAAAGGAUGGUGAGGUUGAUGUUGACAAGAACAUACCCGAGGAAGGCCAUACAAUGUCAUCUUCAUAUGUGGAGCCGUAUGUGGGGCUAGAGUUUGACGACGUAGAGGAUGCACUUAGUUGCUAUAAAGCCUUCUCCAGACGAGCUGGUAUUAGCAUUCGAACAAAUCAUACUGUAUUGUCAAGCAUGGAAAAAUCAUUAAUUGGUGUAGAGUAUGUGUGUUCAAUAGAAGGAUUUCGUUGGUAUAAUCUUAAACUUAUAGAGAGAGCACGACCCAAGGCUCCAGAAACCAAGUGCGAGUGUAAGGUAAUGAUGACAAUAAAGAAGAAUGGAAGCAAAUGGGUUGUGUCUAAGUUUGUCCUCCAACAUAAUCAUGAGUUGUUGACACCUCGGAGUACAAGUUUGCUUUGUGGGCAUAGAUGGGUGACUCCGACUCAAAAAAAUUUAAUACAUACGCUAAAUGAGUCGGCGAUACCAACACGGAAAAUUAUGUCCAUUUUGAGUAAGGAGCAUGAUGGUAAUUAUAAUAUUGGUUGCAUUCCUAAGGACAUUCACAAUUAUUUGGGUAAUGGAAGGAAACAACUUCUUGAAGAGGGAGAUGCACAAAAGUUAUAUGAGUACUUUUUGGGAAGCAAACGUAAUAAUCUAGGCUUUGUAUACUUGAUCCAAGUUGAUGUAGAUGGGUCGAUGGGAAAUUGCUUUUGGGCGGAUGGUAAAUCACAAGCUGCAUAUCAAUAUUUUGGGGAUGUUGUUACGUUUGAUGCUACGUACCUAACAAAUCGGUACAAGAUGCCCUUUGUCCCAUUCACUGGAAUUAACUAUCAUCAUCAAUCUGUAAUGUUUGGAUGUGCAUUAUUGAUAAAUGAGACAGCCGAGUCUUACACAUGGUUAUUGAAAACUUGGCUAGAAGCGAUGCUUGGUCGUGCUCCAUCUACAAUAAUAACUGAUGAUGACAAGCAAUGGCUAAGGCCAUCGUGGAGAUGGACAAGAGUUGGAUCAAAAUCAUUGAUAGAUUUGGAUCUAGGGAGUAUGCUAAAGGAGUUAAGGAGUUUCUUACCUUGGCCCGGUCUCAUGCUACAAAUUUUUCAUGGUGAGGAAGAAGAUUUAAUCAUAAGUGAUGAUGAUGAUGAUCUACAUGAUCCCAAACAAGAGGAUGAUUUCAUUGAUGAUGUUGAUGUUAUGUUACGAGAUAUUCGGAAAACAGCAGCUGAUAUGCAGUGGCAUAGGGAUCAGCGAGCCAUUCAGCAGGGGAUUCUAAGUCAUCUUGCUGACUCAGAGAUGUGGACAACAAUUGAUCAAGAGCAUGCUUGUCCAAGAUCACCAGGAAAUGAAAUCGAUGUUUAUCUUCAACCUUUGAUAGAUGAAUUGAUUGAUCUAUGGGAUAAUGGUGUUGGUGCAUACGAUGCAAAGGCUAGUGAGACUUUCCGAUUGCAUGCAGCAUUAUUGUGGACAAUCAAUGGUUCCUACCUAUGGAAACCUCUCCAGGUGGAGCACUAA
Carya illinoinensis is the source of this 1569-nucleotide messenger RNA. RefSeq names its product protein FAR1-RELATED SEQUENCE 5-like. Lineage: Eukaryota; Viridiplantae; Streptophyta; Magnoliopsida; Fagales; Juglandaceae. The coding region runs from base 1 to 1569 and encodes 522 amino acids. The transcript is spliced from 5 exons. The record is from RefSeq and is a predicted model, not a curated record.